This is a messenger RNA of Folsomia candida, 2429 nucleotides long. RefSeq lists its product as uncharacterized. The transcript is spliced from 6 exons. The coding region runs from base 315 to 1526 and encodes 403 amino acids. NCBI's taxonomy places the organism in Eukaryota, Metazoa, Arthropoda, Collembola, Entomobryomorpha, Isotomidae. The record is from RefSeq and is a predicted model, not a curated record.
UAGCCAAGAUUAUCGGGCCGAAGGAUAUUAAAGGGUGGCAUAGUUGGGCGAUGGUUGGCCGACUGUGCCAACCAUUCCCCUCCCGAUUUUUGCAGACAAGUUUUAAGCAAAAAGUGCAUGUAGAAAUUUUUACAUUUACUUCCUUCCUACCGAGGGUGGGACAAGGUUGGCAAAAGUAUAUUUAAAUUGCAUCUGACAAAAACUGUCGGCACGAGGUCGUACCAUCCGUGGCCAAAAAUACCAUAGUGCGCCAUCUAUCCACUACAGCGCCAAUCGUACUUUCAAGUCCAUUUCCAGCACGAGAAUCUGCCAGCAUGGCUAAAAUCACUUUUCCUCCAAAAAAUAAAUUCGCCAUCGUCGAAUUUAAAGAAGAUGAUAACUCUGUGUCGAUAGUGUCAACAAGUUGGCUCAUAGACUUAUCCACAGUCCUCUGGCCAUCAUCACCCAACGUCACUUCUAUGGUGAAAAAACACAAGGCACCAGAAGAGAGUUGGGCACGACAUAAUUGUAAAAUUUUGAAAAUUAAAGAUACUUUUGAUGAUGCACUUGUUGUAUUGCGUUUAGCCGAGAAAUCAAAUCAGUCGACAUUUGAAACUACCGUGGAUGAGGAUGAAAGUCGUCGUCCUAGGCGACGAAGACGAAAUAAACAAAAGAAAAAAGUAAACUCUGAAUCUUCUGGGUCGUCGCCGAGUAAGGACCCAAUUGAUAGCGACAUCGAAAUUCCAAGCACGUCAUUUACCUCAAUUACUACGUCAAAACCAGUCGAACCGAAUUAUUCAAGUGAUUCUGACCACGAUCAAAUUCACUCGCCGAGUGUGUCCAACGUUGGUCCGAAUAGUUGCCCAAUUAUAUCAAGUCCUAAGUUGAUAUUGGUUGAUCACGGAACGGUGGCAUUAAAUUCCAACCUUGAUUUAAGUGAUAUCCCUCCAAGUGUUAACAGUCUUCCAGGCUUUAGUGGGGAUUUAGUUGGCAAAAAUGACACGGAAUUUGAGAAAAUCGUUAUUGAUCGUUUGGCUAAAUUGGAACAACUUGUCACGGAACUGUUGAGAAGGUCAGGUGGGAUUAACAUAUCUCCCCCAACUAAAAUAAAAUUGCACAAAAUUCCUGUGGUGACUGUUGCUGAGUUUAAGUCAUUAAACGUGUGGAUUCAGGUGCAGGAAAAUCGUGACUGUUUGGUCACGGAAUUGGCACUCAUUGGCGCAAAAAGGCUCUCUCUCCUGGUUAGCAGAAUACUGAAAAAACUUUUUGCAAAUAGUCUCGCAAAAAUCAUUACUGUCACUGGAGCAGGGAAGGAUAUUGAAAUUGCUUUAAACAACGAGCCAAUUUAUCAAAUUAUAAGAGAUUCCGUGCGUGCCACAAACGGUUAUAGUUUAUCUACGGACCAGGAAAUUGGAAGUUAUGUUGCAUCGUGGCUAAAGGGUGCUGAAGACAGAGAGGGCGGACGAGAAAAACGACGACAGAAUGCUAACCUCAAACAGAACAAAGGCAAGAAGAAGGAAGGCGGAAGUGGCAACCCUUCUUCAUAAUAUAAAUAUAGCUUCCUCCUCUACUAUUCUAGCGCCAGUAUCAAGUGUGGAUGGUGAAUCAGUUUCAGAAUCUCAAGUAAUAAUUAGUAGUUUGCAUGAUAGUGUAGAAUAUUCGUCAAAUUCAGAGAAUAAUAGUUAUAGCUUUACAAGUUUCAGUGAAAACGAAUCGUUCAAUGAAGAGCAAACACCAUUUCCUCAAAAACUUCGAGGAUGGGCUUUGUCCCAUAAUAUUACACAUGUUGCUUUAAAAGAAUUAUUAUCAUUAUUAUCUAGUAGUCUCAAAUUAACAGUUCCACUAGAUCCUCGAACAUUAUUAGAAACUCCCCGAGUAGUUGAAACUGAUUUUAUUUCUGGUGGAGAAUUUGUAUAUUUCGGAAUAGAAAAAAAUUUAAAGAGAUCAAUUUCAAAUAUCGCUCACCUCGUUCAGCCAAAAUCAACAAUUUUUAGCAAAUUUUAUCACGAUUUUGGCGAAAAUCUUGUAACAAUAUCUGUAGGUGUGGAUGGUAUUCCAUUAAGUAGGAGUACAAGAUCCCAAUUUUGGCCGCUUCUUGGUAAAAUUGAUCAACUUAAAAUUAAUUCAAUUUUUGUAAUAGGGCUAUUUUACGGAGUUCAAAAACCUACUAAUUUAGAUUUUCUAAAUGAUUUUAUUGCUGAGACAAUUACACUAGAGAAGGAUGGAUUUAAUCAUUUAGGGAAGAAAUUUCAUUUCAGAAUUUCCUGUAUUAUUGCUGAUGCUCCAGCUAGAAGUUUCAUUAAGGGAAUUAAGAAUCAUAAUAGUUAUUCAGGGUGUGAGAAAUGUGUUCAACACGGCGAAUUUGGAAAAAGUGUAGUGUACACUGAAUUAAAUUCAGCUUCGCGUACAGAUGAAUCGUUUCGUUCACAAUUAGACGAGAAUCAUCAUAA